This is a messenger RNA of Jaminaea rosea, 1821 nucleotides long. RefSeq lists its product as hypothetical. Lineage: Eukaryota; Fungi; Basidiomycota; Exobasidiomycetes; Microstromatales. Bases 1 to 1821 code for a protein of 606 amino acids. The transcript has a single exon. The record is from RefSeq and is a predicted model, not a curated record.
AUGACUUUCAAGAAGAAGCUCCUCAUCGCCGGACUCGUAGGCACGACCUGCUUGGCGCUGUACAAGUUGUCAAAGUCGAGGGAGAAGGAAAAGGAAAAGCUGAGGAUCGAGCAGGCUGCUCAGCACCAUACUACUAGCCCAAUGCCGCCAACUCAAGCGCAGCAGCAGCAGCCUGGUCAACAAGGCCACAACUAUGCUGCAUGGGCAGCUGGGGGAGCCGGCGCCGCGGCCGUUGCGGCUGCUGGAGCAUACGCGUACCAACAUCAUCAUCAGCAAGCGCCAGCACCCCUCGUGCCCGAGGAGAGCGGAGACAUCCUCUGGUCGGACCUGCGCGACUGGCGUCUAAUCGCGCGCCUCCUCGCAGCAACAGUCGCCGACCAAAAUCUGUAUCCCUUCUACGACUGGGCCGCCUGCGAGCGCAUCGCCCGUCAACUGGCCUCCUCUGGGACUCUGGUCUCACUCGGAGAAUCAUGGGAGAUGCCCCCCUUUCUCGCCCAAGACCUCGUCAAGCUAGCCUUGUUUGAUGUCAUGUUCCUCCUGGACGACUCGGCCAGCAUGAACUCUGAGAAAGGGCUACGCAUCGAGGCCUUGCGCCAGAUCAUGAAGCGAUCGGCGGAUGCGGCGGGUAGGCUGGAUCCAGAUGGUAUGGAAUGCGCUUGGAUGAAUGCCCCAGGAGGGCAUCGCAUUCACUCUGCUAGUGAGGCUGAGAGCUUGGUCAAAGCUUGCCAAUUCUCGGGGCCCGCUACGCCCCUGGGUGAGGCUUUGGAGCAGAAGUUGAUUCGACCUUUGCUCCUUAACCCGCUUUCGAGCGGUCAAGGUCUCAAGAAGCCAGUUCUCGCCAUCAUAAUUACCGACGGCCGACCCACUGGUCCUACGGAGAGUGGGGAGCGUAUCGUCAAGGUAAUUCAGGACGCCAAAUCGCGCCUCAAAAAGACGCAAUACGGCGAGGACGCCCUCUCAAUCACCAUUGCCGCAGUAGGCAACGACUCUGAGGCACAAGACUGGCUCGAUUCUAUCGACAACCAUCCAGCCAUAGGCGACCUUGUAGACGUCGUCUCCGACAUCCGCGUUGAAGCCAAGCAGGUCAAGGCGCAGACUGGCGUAGACCUCACACCAGAUCUGCAUUGCCUCAAGCUGUUGCUUGGCGCCGUUGACUCUGGUUACGACGCCAGCGACGAGCCACCUGGAGCGGCAAAGAAGAGCAUGAGGAGAGAAAACGAAAGGGAGGCAAAGGCCAAGCAUUUCGCAAAGGACAAGGAGAGAUUGAUUGCUCAGAGGGAUGCGGCAAUGGCGCAAGCUGGGGUAGCACCGGGGAGGGAGCCGGCAGCGGGUAGUGUUCCCGCUUCCCAGAUGAGCGGUGCAGGAUAUCCUCCAGCUACAGGAGCUCCCUACCCUCCUCAGCAGCAGCACCAGCAGGGUGGCUAUCCUCCUGCAACAGGUGGCUACCCAGGCGGCGGCUAUCCUCCGGCAAACAACUCGCCCUACCCUCCACAAGGCGGCGUCGGUGCUCCUUACCCACCUCAAGCGUCAGCCUAUGGUGCCCCACCUGAGCAGUCAUACUAUGGCGGCGCAGCGCCUCCUCCGUACAGCGACCACUCGCGGGGCUUCGGUGGUGGUGCACAGUCAAGCUACCCACAACAGCAGCCGCACCAGGGCGGAGCACCAGGAGUAGGCGGCUUCGCCAUGCCGCAACCCAAUGCUUCGCCGUACCCUGGGGGACCAGGACAGCAGCCACCUUCCUCCUCGUACCCAGGUCAGGGGCAGCAGCCCUACCCGCCACCAGGGGGACCAAUGGGCUUCCCCUCGGCUUUUGGAUCAUGA